GAGCGCGAGCGAGCUUCGCGCACGGCUCGUGUUUCCAUAACGACGAGUGUUUCUCCUGACUGACCAACAUGGCUGAAACUGAGGGGUAAAAGCGACACGGGGGAGAGAGUAUGAGAAAAUAUAUAUCGUUAGGAAAUAACGUUUCGCUGGAAAAGCUAUCGACCUCAAUUUUGUAAUGGAAGAAAAAAGGACGGAAGAUCUUGCAAGUGCGUGCGUGAAGAAAGAUGCGUUUACCGAUGGUGCACCUGUGUUUGCUCUUGCGGCUUCAAUGAUUUAUCCAUAGUUUAUUCGUAGAUAGCUUUUUCAUUUAAUUGCUGUUCUUAUUAACGUUUGCUUUUUUGACAGUUGCUUGGGGAUGAAAAAAGAGAUUGCGACCUGAUAAAAUAAUUGUCCCUGUUUCUAAUUUGUCAAGCAGUUUCGCUUGAUCGUUACUUAUCAAAAUGAAGUAAGCAGUGUUGUUGUGGUAACCGGGAUGAUUGUGGAAACAAGAAAAAGUACAAAGAAGAUUACACGCAGAAGAGUUAUUGUAAAAGAGUUUCUGCAAAAAAAACAGAAUCCCAAACUUUUGUGCUAAAAUGUGUCUAUUUAAACGAACAAUUCAAAAAGAGAAUAAAUCCCGCAUUGUUAACAUCUUAAGUGCAACGCAAAAAUGCGAUGUGCAUUUCUUUUGAUAUUUGCUGACGUGAAAAAAACUCUCGCGCAGAUAGACGAUAGUCCAUCCACUUAUCAUGUUACAGAGUGAGAUGUGUUGGAAGAUGCACUAAAGAAAGAAGCGGGAAAAAGAGACGCGAGAGACUACUUUAUAUAUAUAUAUAUAUGUAUAUAUAUAAAUAAAAGCGCGACGGCGCGACGAAAAUAAAUCGCGUCGCACGCGGCACUCGCAAUUUACAACGGUUGUAACGGCGCUGGCUGUUACAGCUUGGCUCGGCUGGAGCCAAUGACAGUUUCUUCUCUUUCUCUCUUUCAGUCGAUCGGCUCAUCAGGAGACACAGUUUGAGAUACUUUACACCAUGUUGCAGCGGUAGAAGGGAUGCGCACAACACAGCAGCAGACAUUUCACUCGCUGCUUCGUGCGCAUCCCCUCCAUUGUUGCAACAUGGUGCUGUAAGCGUCUCAAAACUGUUGUGAAUCACUGAUCGCGAUGUGUCCAACUCGCAACGAUGAAAAUCUGUUGCAUACCGAAACCAGGAAACGAAGAUUCCUGCGCUACUUAUUACAGGGCUUGUUCCCAUAUUUUCGACUCUCGCAACAACAAUCAGGAUCUAUACCACGUAACAGAGAAUCGUCUCGCGAUCAACCAGAAGAACGACAAGAACCGCAAGAGGAAGAGUACAUUCACAGACGGAAAAUACGACGUACUGACGGGAGAUAAAAGCCCCAACAAGGCCGAAAGCACAAGUCAAAGGGAUGCGAUCAAAGAGUAUUCCGAGGAAGAUGCGCCGCCGAUACUGCUGCCGUGCGCGAUCUGCGCGCGGACUUUCAUGCCGCAGUCGUUGGAGAAGCACGCGAGGAUAUGCGAACGGGCCGCCGCCAAGAAACGCAAGCCGUUCGACUCGGCCAAGCAGAGAAUUCAGGGCACGGAACUGGCCGAAUUUCUGCCUAAGCAGGAGACGCGUCGUCACCAGGACGAAAGGAUCGCGUCCAGAUCCUCCUGGAAGAAGAACCAUGACGAAUUCCUCAGAACGAUUCGCGAAGCUCGCGGCGAACUUCUGGAUUCACAUAGACGCUGCAGCAGUUCCCUGAUCACUUCGGGCGCGCCAACACGCGCCAACGAGAAAGGCAUGUGUCCCACGUGCAAUCGCCACUUCGGCAUCAAGGCCUACGAUCGCCACGUGGCCUGGUGCAAGGACAGAAUACCGAGGGUUUCGUUGAGCCCGGCCACUAAUCGGGCGAAGGAGCGACUGGAGGCGCGCAUGAGGUACAGAGCGCCAGCCUUGAAGAACCGGCGAGCGAUCAAUCGGGAAAAGUACAGCCCGGGUUCGAAUAUGACCGCCAAGAUCUCGGUGUCGUCGCCGGCGCUCGUCAAAUCGAAGGACACCGCUCUGACGACCAAUUGCAAUCGAGAGAAACAAAAACUAGCCGUCGUACGACAUCCUGAACAACUCAAGGAAUCACCUACCUCAUCCGGACCGAUGAAAUCACGUCUCGCCGACCGCGAUGUAAACAGCGGCACGUGCAAGGAUUACAAUCCCUUUCUGCUGGCCGAGCAGCAGAUGAACGACCUGCUGUCGGACACGAGCGAUCAGUCCGCAACGGGAAGUCCGAAAUCCCAACCGACUCGCGACAUUCUCUAUCCUCUCUCUCACUCCUCCGCCUUUGUGAAAUAUCCUCCCUCCGAGAAAAGAACGUCUCUUAUAGCUCCUCCUACCGAAUUCGACGACCUCUCGUCGAUCAUAUCGUCGAGCGACUCCACCGAGACCAAUUCGAUCUCGCGGGAGAUCUUCCUGAAGCCCGAUCCGUCCAAAAACACGACGGGUCCGAAACCCGUCAGGGAACUGAGUCGACGUAUCAUCAUCGACAAAUCAAAGGCGCUGGGUGUGGACGAGCGUCGCAAUGUCAUUGGCAGCGCUGAUCACAGUAAGACUCGUGACAAGGUCACGUCCAAGGUCACGAGAUCGCAGAUCAACCGGUCCGAUUCGACACGAGCCUCGUCCGCGCCCAGAACGAACGCGAGUCCCGACAUCAGAGGAAUUACGGGCGGAGUCAGAAAGUCGCGAGACGCCAAGACGGCCGAUAAUCAGAGGUCGUCGGAUCGGAGGAACAACAAUUACUCGUCUCUGUCCGGCAGCACUUUGAGCCUCGGCUCGAUUAUUUCCUCCUCGGAGGCGGACGUCAAGCGGUCGACCUCGAUGUUCGACGAGCUCAUGACGUCCUUCGAGGAGGACACGUUUCCCGAUCACCUGAGAUCCCUCCUCAAUAACGAGUCCUUCGACUUGUCCAGUCCAAUGCACGACGGCGACAGGCAGCGUAACGGCAGCGUGAUCAGCGACGAGGAACUGUCCUUACCGGAGAGCUACCGGCCGCCGGAUCACUGUAAGCUUAGCAAUGACUCGGCUUACAUUUAAAUCGCAAAUAUUCGCAUCACGGACGCAGCACCCACAGCGAAAUGGCCGGUCGUCUCGACGAGGACGCGCCGAGGAACGGUG
Messenger RNA from Pseudomyrmex gracilis, 3146 nucleotides. RefSeq lists its product as uncharacterized. The record is from RefSeq and is a predicted model, not a curated record. NCBI's taxonomy places the organism in Eukaryota, Metazoa, Arthropoda, Insecta, Hymenoptera, Formicidae. The transcript is spliced from 7 exons. The coding region runs from base 1161 to 3065 and encodes 634 amino acids.